This is a messenger RNA of Beta vulgaris subsp. vulgaris (sugar beet), 3336 nucleotides long. RefSeq lists its product as hypothetical. Bases 551 to 2821 code for a protein of 756 amino acids. The transcript has a single exon. Lineage: Eukaryota; Viridiplantae; Streptophyta; Magnoliopsida; Caryophyllales; Amaranthaceae. The record is from RefSeq and is a predicted model, not a curated record.
CAUCUCAUAGUGAAUUAGUAAUAUACUACUAUUCUAAAAGAGGGGAAAAAAUAGAAAAAGUUUGUAACCCUAACCCUCAAUUGCAAUUUACACUUUUCUCCACAUUCAUCCAUUUCCAGUUUUUCUAUCUAAAUUUUUUUUUGUCAAAUUAACCCACACUCAUCUUUCCAGCAUCAAAUUACCUUUCUGAAUUUCAGAAGCAAGUGAUAAGAAAUCAAAUGAUUGUUGCCAAAUUCAUCCGUUUUUUCGACGAUAACAGAAACUUGGAUCUUCCGAAAAUUUUGAAGGUUUGUUUCGGACUAAUUUUACUUUGAAGUUUAAUCUAUAGCUUACACAUAUAUAAGUAACAAUUCAUUUGUUGGUUAUUUUUCUUAAUUAUCAUUUUUCACUGGUAAGCUAAAAAAAACUUCAAAUUUUGGGGGUUCAGUUGAAAAACCCACUAAACCCCCUUGAAUACGGAUUGGAAUUACGGCUUUGGCGUCGUUGUUAUUGUUAUUGUUAUUGUUGUUGUUGUGGCUGUUGUUGUGAGUGUGGCUAAGAAAAUAUUGAUAUGGAGUGUAAUAAAGAUGAUGCAAUUAAGGCAAGAGAGAUAGCAGAGAGGAAGUUUAAUGGAAAAGACAUAGCAGGAGCUAAGAAAUUUGCUGUCAAAGCACAUAAUCUGUAUCCGGGGCUCGAGGGGAUUUCGCAGAUGUUGGCAACUCUUGAUGUGUAUGCUGCUGCAGAGAAUCCUGUGCUGGGGGAAGCUGAUUUUUAUGGUGUGCUUGGUGUAACACCACAAUCAGAUGAGGAUACAAUCAGGAAGCAAUAUAGGAAGCUUGCCCUUAUGCUACAUCCUGAUAAAAACAAAUCGAUAGGAGCCGAGGGAGCUUUUAAGCUUAUUUCGGAAGCCUGGAGUUUGUUAUCUGAUAAGAGCAAGAGAGUUGCCUAUGAUGCAAGGAGGAGUUCUAGGGGGUUUGGUCACAAGUCUAAACCUUCUUCACAGAGUUCAACGGUGCCGCCUGGUGCUAAUGGAUUUUACAAUUUUGCGAAUGCUACCAUGUCUAAUGCCAAAGUUAAUAAGAAUAAUACCUCACAUGUUAAUGGCUCUUCGAGUUCUGGCUCAUCUAGUAAGGAAAAUCACAAUACUUUCUGGACUGUCUGCCAUAGAUGCAAGAUGCAGUAUGAGUACCUUAGAAGUUAUCUUAAUCAUAAUUUGUUGUGCCCCAAUUGUCAUAAGCCAUUUUUCGCUAUAGAGACAGCACCGCCUGUUUCAAAUGGUUCUGGGCCUUCAAAACCACGUGAUGGUGUUAAAAAUCGGGGAAAUUCAGAACAGGAGGUGAGGAAUAAGAGUAGUCAUAAUGCUGGGUAUAACACAGGUAAUUUCCAGUGGACUCCAUUUUCCGGAGCAGCUGGGUCUUCAUCUGUUGCGCAAGCAGCAACUGUGGUCCAACAGACAUAUGAGAAGGUUAAAAGAGUGCGCGAGGAAGCACAAGCCAGAAAACGGGAGAAAGCCAUGAAAAGGAAAAACCAUGUGCCUGGGGACUUGACUGGCUCGUCUAUCGAGAAAAAGAGGAGAGUUAGUGAUGAUAUCAGUAUGAACAAGAAUCAAAUGGGCCUUGGUGGAGGUGCUGCAUUUGGCAUAUCGAGCACAAUGCCACCACCCAGGUACGGUGAUACUGGGUCAAUAUAUGCAAGUAGAAUCAGCAAAUUCAACAGUACCAGGGAGCUAUCUCAGGGUGAAUUGCGCAGCAUAUUGAUGCAUAAGGCUAGGAAAGAAAUUGUCAAAAAAAUAACUGAAUGGAAGUCGGCUAGUGUAAUUGGCAAUGCUGCUCAACAGGUUAAAUCAACUGGGAAAUCUUGUGAAAAGGACAGAAGACAAGAAAAUGUGGACUCAAUUAUGGAGUCUAGAAAGGCAGCAGAUUCUGGACUCAUAGCUGAGGACAAGUUCCCACAAUGUGCCAAUCAAUCGGAGGAGAUCAUAGAGCGACUCUCAAUUCCUGUUCCUGAUGCGGAUUUUUAUGAUUUUGACAAGGAUAGGACUGAAAAGACCUUUGAAGAGAAUCAGGUGUGGGCAGUAUAUGACAAUGACGAUGGCAUGCCUCGAUUUUAUGCUAUGAUUCAUAGUGUAAUUUCUUGGGAUCCAUUCAGGCUACGCAUUAGUUGGCUUAAUUCAAAAACAAAUACAGAACUAGGUCCUUUGAAUUGGGUUGGUUCUGGCUUCUCAAAAACUUGUGGAGAAUUUAAAGUAGGCCGACAUGAGACACAUGAUGGUCUAAAUUGCUUUUCACAUAAAGUUCGGUGGACAAAAGGCACACGAGGAGCUAUUCGUAUCUUUCCAAGGAAGGGGGAUGUGUGGGCACUGUACAGGAAUUGGUCUCCAGACUGGAAUGAACUCACUGCAGAUGAUCUGAUACACAAGUAUGACAUGGUGGAAGUACUAGAAGAUUAUGAUGAGGAACUAGGGGUUGUUGUCAUACCACUAGUCAAAGUUGCUGGCUUCAAGGCCAUUUUUCAUCAUCACUUAGACUCCAAACAAGUGAGGAGAAUCCCUAAAGAGGAGGUUUUUCGGUUUUCUUAUCAGGUUCCUUCUCACCUGCUUUCAGGUCAAGAAGCUCCUAAUGCUCCAAAGGGUUGUCGGGAGCUGGACCCGGCAGCAUUACCACCCGAAUUCCUCCAUGUGAUAGCUGAUGGAAAAGAAGAUAUUGUGGAAAGUCAGGCAACUAAGCGAGUGGAAAUUAUAGACAUCGAUGAUACAAGCGACAAAAGACCAAGUGAUAGAGACUCGCAAAAAUCUGCAGAACCUAAGAUAGGAGUGCCCAGGAAAGCAAAAGCACCAUCGUAGAAGAAAGUAAAGUAACUCAGCUGAGACAUGAAAAAUGAAGAGCAUCAAGAUAAUUCAAUUUUUUCGACUUCUCUGUGAGAAUUGAAUUGAAUUUGAGCUCUUACCCAGAAAUUUGUCCAGGAUCGCUUCAAAGAAGUGAAUAUCGCAUCCCUAUUCUUCUGCAGUGAGAGCAAAGAAGUGCUACUAAGUAGCAACUCGGAGACAGAAGCAGGAGGACUGAUAUACUAUGUUCAUAGGCUUCAGCACAGAGGAGGAAGCUUGGCUCAUUUGCUUACAUGACUUGGCAACAAGCAAGCAUGGAGCUUCUUCUUCAUGCUAAAAGCAACGAGCCUGUAUAUACGAUCUUGGCCGAUGUGAGUUUGGUGAUUAAUCAACUCGCCGUAAUUAACAAUAGCCCAUCUCAUAGCAAUUUUACCAUAAACUUGCUGUAAAGUAGAAAUUUUCCUGAAACCAUCUGUUGUACUCUUGGGUUAUACCCUAGUGAAUUGUUAAUGCAAAACAAAGUUUACUCUGCA